AUGUCUAUCCUGCCUAAUAUAUCCGUAAACGCCUACAACCUCUGGGUCGUGAUCCUCGUGGCCGUGGGCACAAUCUCAACAGCCUACGGGCUCGCCGUGAUCGGAUCCACGGUCGGCCAGCCAAGCUUCUACACGUACUUUGAUCUCGAAGCCGACACCAGCGCACCGGGGUACGCACAUACAACGAACAUGAUUGGGGCCCUGAACGGGAUUAACUCUGCUGGUGCCGUCAUCGGCUGUAUCCUACAGGCAUGGACUGCAGACGCGCACGGGCGCAAAACGACCAUCCAGAUGGGUGCUGUUGUGCUAGUCAUCGGAGGUGCCCUGUGUUCGGGGGCUGUCCACAUGGCGAUGUUCCUGGUCGGAAGACUGGUCGCUGGUAUUGGAGCUGGAACCCUUGCUUGUAUUGUUCCUAUAUACCAGGCUGAGGUGUCCACGGCUGAAACCCGGGGUGCGAUGGUCUGCGUUACGGGCAUCAUGUAUGCUGUGGGCUACAGUCUGGCCGGGUGGUUAGGGUAUGCAUGCUUCUUCAUGGAUGGAAACAGCCCGGCAGCUUCGUUCGCAUGGCGCUUCCCACUCGCCUUUCAAGUUACCUUCCCUCUGUUUGUGCUAGGAGGGAGUCCGUACCUCCCAGAGUCACCGCGGUGGCUCCUCGCAAAGAACAAACGCGAGAGAGCCCUAACAAUCGUCCAACGACUACACGCCUCCAGCAACACCAACGCAGACGAGGAAUUCGCCUUGAUAGAGAAACAGCUCGAGCUCGACCAAUCACUCCUCACGCAGGGAAAGAAGAAAAUCGGAACAGCACUCUUCUCCACCCCGGCAAACCGCAAACGCUCCCUCAUUGCUGUAAUCCUCAUGAUCGGGAACCAGUUCCUCGGAACGUUCGUGCUCACAAACUACGGCGUCCUCAUCUACGCUUCCCUUGGUCUCGCCGGGUCCAUCCCUCUCCUCCUAAACGCCUGCUGGACCUCCUUCACUCUCAUCGGCAACACCUGGACAGCCCUCUACGUCGACCGCUUCGGCCGGCGUCCCUUCCUCCUCAUCGGCGCAGCAGGCUGCACGGUAUCCGUGAUCUUCCUAUGCGCACUAUCAGCAUCCUACCUCGACACAAACAGCGGAAACGUCGCUGGCCUCCGCGCCGCCGUCUUCUUCAUCUUCUUCUACAUAUUUUGGUGGUGUUUCUUCGUGGACGCGACGCAGUUCGCGUACAUCGCGGAGAUAUUCCCCAACCAUCUCCGUAGCCAGGGUGUUGCAUUAGGGCUAAGCUGUUUCUAUUUAGCGUCUGAGGUGACUCUUGUUGCUGCGCCGGUGGCGCUGGAUCGGAUUGGAUGGAAGUUUUACCUUGUGCUUAUUUGUCCGAGUGUGGUUUAUGUUUCGUGUAUUUAUUUUCUUUUCCCUGAGACGAAGGGGAGGACUUUGGAGGAGAUGGGUAGGAUUUUUGGGGAGGGUACGCAGACUCUGGAUGGGGAGGAGGGAGUUGGCGUUGGUGGAUUGGUGGAGAACGGGGAGAAGGCAGAAGAGAGGCGGAUUGAGAAUGUUUCUUGA
Molecule: messenger RNA, 1548 nt
Organism: Aspergillus puulaauensis
Lineage: Eukaryota; Fungi; Ascomycota; Eurotiomycetes; Eurotiales; Aspergillaceae
Exons: 1
Coding region: 1-1548 (515 amino acids)
Biological process (GO): transmembrane transport; carbohydrate transport
Cellular component (GO): membrane
Molecular function (GO): carbohydrate:proton symporter activity
Source: RefSeq, a predicted model, not a curated record